GUAGAGGGUAUAUCAGGUGGUGGAGGAUAGGCAUGUUGCCACAAGUUUGAAGUUUCUCUGUCCAAACCAAGUGCUAUCUUAUCGUGGUACGGUGAAUGGCAAGUGUACGAUACAUAAUGUAGUCGUGUAUACGAUAUUUCGUGCAUGUAUAGAUUGCAAGCAACAAAGAAGGGGUUAAACGUCCGAUCACUUAACGCGCAUGCGCUAUCGUGAAUCUAUGAUUACUGGACAGACGAUCGCCAGUCCAGUCAUCAAUUGGUGAUCUGUCAUUUGCUUAUUCUCCUGUUUACGCGAUUCUCUGUCCAUGUUUCGUGAAAGUGAACCGAUUGAUGUUUCUUCAAAAUAGUUUUCACCUGAAAUAACACCGAAUAAUUCGAUUCGAAACGGUCGAUACAUAGAAAUAAAAAACGAAGAACGUAGAAGCAAAGCAGGUUGUGUAUCUAUCUGUUAAAAAAACUGCGGAUCUUGCCAUUACUUGCCAUGACGACAGAGGAGAAGUUUCACGCGGCUGUUAAUGUGAUCCGGAGUCUGCCAAAAAAUGGAGCUUAUCAACCCAGCAAUGAAGUUAUGCUACGUUUUUAUGCAUACUAUAAACAAGCAACAGAAGGACCGUGCCAACAAUCAAAGCCUGGAUUCUGGGAUUUAGUCAAAAAAGCUAAGUGGGGUGCGUGGAGUCGAUUGGGUAAUAUGAGUACAACAGAAGCUAUGAAUAAUUAUGUAGAAGAAUUGAAAAAGAUCGUGGAGACCAUGUCUUAUACGGAUAAAGUGGCCAAUUUUCUGGGAAGUUUGGAUACAUUUUAUGAGAGCGUUCCUCAGGAGGAUUUGGAGCUACUUGUUGGCCCUGUUUUAGAGCGGAUGCGUUCGCAACCUGGUUCACCAUUGUCCGGUUCACCCUUGGCAUCGAGAGAAACAUCGCCACACAGGGUUUGUAAUAUGACUAGGCACAUCGCGAGUAGUUUAGAGACUAGUCCAGCCAGUAGUAACAGUGCGAGUCCAUUACCACCGGACACUGACGGCGAGGAGGAAGAAUUCAUAGAUACCGUCGAAACUGCUCCGGAACGAUCGCAAAAGGAAACAAUGAAAAUUUCUACUUCGAGCCAGAAAGUAUCGAACGGAAUAAACGUUAGCAAUGACGCAUUUAACGAGCUAGUCGUUUCAAAGGAGAAUUCUUCGGAAUUGACUAAUGGAUACACCAAUAUAAGUGGUUACAUGGAGACAGUAGUAGACAGUAAACAAGAAAGGAGCAGACAAAGGAAUAAGCGAGAUGAAAAAUCAAAUGUUGAUUUUUUUAAUCAAGUAGCCACAACUAUGCAAAAUUUACAAAGGGACUUGGACAGAAUAACAGCUAGAGUACGCAGCUUAGAAGGUCAGGCAUUACAUGCGUUAGCGCCGCAAAUCAGACAGCCUACAACAAGUCCAUACUCGAAAUGGUGGCCUUUACCGGAAUGUUCUCCGCGAUUAUUCGCUAUAUUAAUUCUGUGGCCGUUUAUUGCACAGUUUUUAAUUUUAUUCGCGCAACGCUAUCGUCAGCGGAGACUGUGAUCUAAAUGUUGUUGUUUUGUUUAAAACUUAUUCCACUACUUAUCAUUAAGUAACAUUAAACACAAACAACACGAUAAUUUGUAGGUAUGGAUGUAUAGAGGCGUUCUUUUAAGAACCGUAAAUUCGAAAAUGAACUUCGUGGUUCCUUCGUGUAUCCUGCGGGAAUCAAUCACAAAGUGAUCCCUUUAUCGUGUAGAUAACUGUUUCAGUAAAGUAACCGAUUAUGUAACAUUUUCGAAUUCCAUAAAUUGCUCGCAUACAUUUUCAUGUGUAGCAAUCUGUACAAAAAGCUUUAUUUAUUUUAAUCGUUGAGUAUGUUUAUAUAUUCGGAACAGGUAAAUUAAUCUGCUACCUAAGGUGACUUAUAUGUAUGAUAAAUAAAUAUAUGCAUUCAUAUAUUGUAACAUAGAUGCGAAAGUUAUAUACAAAUUUUAUAUUGUGAAUUCAGGUUAAAGGUAUAAAAUAGAAUUUAUUAAAAUGUGCAAUCUUAAGAAAAACAAAAAAAGGGAAGAAUGAAAAAAAUCGAAACUGUAAUUUAUUUAGAACGGUUUUGUUACUGUUCUUUAUUAUACAGUGAUAUCCCCGUUUUCAAUUAUUUUCAUAUAAUAUUAAGUUUAAAAUAGUUGUAUUAUGAGAUUUAUGUACAGAUAUUGUAUAAAAAUAUACAAUUUUCAAUUAUA
Megalopta genalis is the source of this 2222-nucleotide messenger RNA. Lineage: Eukaryota; Metazoa; Arthropoda; Insecta; Hymenoptera; Halictidae. The record is from RefSeq and is a predicted model, not a curated record.